Chara braunii is the source of this 1661-nucleotide messenger RNA. The record is from the annotation of a GenBank genome assembly. Lineage: Eukaryota; Viridiplantae; Streptophyta; Charophyceae; Charales; Characeae.
GGUUGCACCUCGACACAGGCUGCGAGGCGUCCUCCUCAGCGUUUAACUGUGCGUACCCUACAGGAUGAUGCAAGUAAGGCGCAGUACUGACCACUCGACCUGCAUGAUGGUGACAUUGCUGACAUGUGCAAUCAUUUUGCACUCUGCGCCUCUGCUGCCACCCUCGUUUCUCGUAUUACCAUGUGCAUGCGCGCAGUCCGAGACAUCGUCAACAACGAGCAGCGACGGAGGUUCCACCACGAUGACCGCGUCAGGGGUGGGUUCUGCAGAAGGCGGCUCAUCUUCUUCGUCCGCCACUGCAGGCCAGGCGUCAAGCGGUGGAGAUGCUGGCAGCGGCAGUCUCGCCGGUGGUGGUGCUGGUGGCAGUGAUGGGGUCGGUACUACGGCUGCGGGAAGCUCGGUCGGGAUGUCAGCCGCAACGGGAGAUGGGGGCGCGAGCACCACCUCGACGACGACAGGAGCAGGGGCUGCAGCGAAUCCUGGACAGUCCACGGGAGGGGCGGCAGGGUCGGACCUGUCAUCUGGGUCUUCCUCUCAAGUAGGAGUAGGAGGAGGGAGUGGGGGGUUGCCAGCUUCUAGCGGCACAGCUGGAGUUUCUCUUCCUGGCUCGAACGAAGGGUCGAUCGGCAAUGGUCAGGCCUCAGCUGAUCAACCUAGCACGUUCACGGCAGUCGGGGCCGCAAGUGACAAAGGAGCAGGGCCAUCACCUCAGACUACAACCAGUACGGCCGCAGGUGAGCAGCCUCAGACGGGGGCUACCAUCGACUCCACUGUUGCAUCUUCGAAUCCAGUUCCCUCGACGACUACGACCAGGUCAUCCGUGAACGCUGGUACACAGCAGGCCGAGAAGGGGGCAGUGAAAGCGGACGGUGCACGCCCGUCCUCAACAGCUGGUGUCGUACCAACCACCGAGAGCAUGGAGAAGAACGCCGCGACUGCUCGCCAGCCCAACACGCCUGUGCUGAAGCAUCCUGACAUGGCCGAGAAUCUAGAAGACGCGGCAGGAACUACUACGGGUAGACCGAAGCCCGCUAAUCCUACUCAGCCUGAACUGAAGGAUGAAGUAAAUCCAACUGCUGCUAAUGUGAUCCCUUCCGCGCAUUCCGCGAUGCCCUCUCGUGCAGCGAAUGCACCGAAGAGUGUCGCGCCACCGACGGUUCCUCCUAGCAGCAGCAUGCGGGCAAGGGGUGUUCCACCGACGCCAUCGCCAGCAACUCGACCAGCACAAAUUGCGGCCGCGGAAAGAGCACAGUCGGAUACGGGGGCCCAGACUUCAGAUAAUCCGUCGUCGUCCGGCUCCACCAGCGGAAGAAGGCCUUCCAAUCAUGUUGAACUCCUAUCCUUCUUCAUUAUCUUGUUGUGGCCGAGUUUCGUAGUCGUGGCCGCCCGCAUAUGAUAAAAAAAUGAGAGUAGAAGCGGGCUCGUCACUCGUAGCAAUAAUGGGAGCGUUCGUUUAAGUCUUGGGCAGACAUGGAAGGGUGGAAUUUGGAGCGGAGUAGACAAGCGUACUGUCUCACGAGGAGCGAGUAGAAGAAGGUUCACCAAAGCCUUGAACAGAUAUAGACAAACGUGGUGAAGCUACUGGAGGGGAAAGUGAACGACAGCAGUGAGACCCGAAAAGAAUGGUUUGUGAAAGGAAAAAAUAAAAAGUAAAUGCUCGA